Tribolium madens (black flour beetle) is the source of this 766-nucleotide messenger RNA. RefSeq lists its product as uncharacterized. The coding region runs from base 148 to 498 and encodes 116 amino acids. The transcript has 2 exons. The record is from RefSeq and is a predicted model, not a curated record. Lineage: Eukaryota; Metazoa; Arthropoda; Insecta; Coleoptera; Tenebrionidae.
AUUAAAAGUUAAUUUCAAAUUAAAUUUAUAAUUUGUUGUUUAGCUGUUUUUUUUUUCGCCGUAUUGUUGGUUGCAUAAACUAAUGUUUUUAAAACAAAGUUGGCGCUAAAUGUAAACAACUCAACGCAAAUUCUAACCUCAUUCGAAAUGAGUUUUUUGGAAGACCAUAAUUACGGUUCUUUGCCACAAAUUAAGAGAGAAAUUGAUAAGAGCCCCAGUCCUGUGCCCGAACUCAACAUAAAAUUCGAAUGUGAGUCUCACAGUGAUGACAGUAGGACUUCGCCCCCCUUGACUUCAGAACCAGAUUUCGUGGAGACACAUUUCAAACAGGAAGUUGACGAGGCUGAAAAUAACGAGAAUGAGGAGCUCCAGAAGGCUUGCAUUGUGCAAACUUGCAUGAAAUUGUUAGAUUCGUCGUCGUCGGAUGACGACGAGCUGUUGUUAUACUGGAUGUUGUGCAAAAAUAAGAAAAAACCGUUGCGGAAACGUCGGAAAUAAAUAAAUUAGUUUUGAAUUGUUURAUUCGCCAGAUUUGGGUAGAAAAUUCAGUCUUAAUUCUACUACAAUAAAUAUCAAUUGAGGGUUGGGGUGACUAUUUAUGUUGUGACAAAGAAAUCUAUUGGCAACACUGAAUUAAUUCCUCUAAUUUGUACCGUGCGAUAAAAUAAAUUAGAGUCGGCGUCGAUUAAAUUCUACAGUUGGCAACACUUUGGCUGGGAAUCUGGGCUGUAAAUUUUCCACACACACUGAAAGUGAAAAUAACCAU